CAGAAACGUGCAGGAAGAACUUGUCGAGGGGAGGGUGAAGCAACGCAAAACAGAAACUGCUUGGAACAAGGGGCAGGAGUGAAGUCGCAGCAGAGUCGGAGGAGACGAUUUGUUUGGUCUACAGGUGCGAGGAUGGAACAGAACCAGAGCGGUCUGGGGUUGAACGAGAGUGUGGAGGCAGCAGGAGAACGCGGUCAGAUCGGCACCGACGUGUACAUCAUCAUCCCCACCUUCAGCCUCAUCUUCUGCCUCGGGGUCCUGGGCAACUCUCUGGUCAUCACGGUGUUGGCCCGCAGUUCCCCGGGCAAGCCUCGAAGUACCACCAACAUCCUAAUCCUCAACCUCAGCAUCGCCGACCUGUCUUACCUGCUCUUCUGCAUCCCCUUCCAGUCCACCUACUACUUCAUGUCCCAUUGGGUCUUCGGGGGCUUCCUCUGCAAGUUCGUCCACUACUUCUUCACCGUAUCGAUGCUGGUCAGCUUUUUCACCCUCUCGGCCAUGGCCGUGGAUCGCUACAUUGCCAUCGUCCACUCCAGGAGGUCCUCCUGCAUUCGGGUAGCCAGGCAUACGGUCAUGGGGGUCCUGCUCAUCUGGCUGGUCUCUUUGGCCGCAGCGUCGCCUGAAGCUUACUACCGCAUGCUGGUGCACACCAAUGACCAGGGCCCCUUCUGCUGGGAGAAGUGGACCGUCCUUCUUCACAGGCAGAUCUACAAGGUGGCCACCUUUGUGGUUGGCUACCUGCUGCCCCUGCUCCUCAUCUGCUAUUGCUACGCCAAGGUCCUGAAUCAUUUGCGCAAAAAAUUACGCAAUAUUUCAAAGAAGACCGAAUCAUCUAAAAGGAAGACUGCCCAGACAGUACUGGUGGUGAUCGUGGUCUUCUGCAUCUCCUGGCUCCCCAACCACGUGAUCACUUUGUGGACUGAGUUCGGCACCUUCCCAUUGACCAGUGCCUCCUUCGUCUUCAGGAUAGCCGCCCACUGCCUGGCCUAUGGCAACUCCUCCAUCAACCCCAUCAUCUAUGCCUUCCUGUCGGAAAAUUUCAGGAAGUCCUAUCAGCAGGUGUUCAGAUGCAAAAUCCGCAGCACCUCUCCUCUGAAUGAAGUCAAGGAAUUUCAGACAACGACAGACAUUGUGCCAUCUAAUUGCUGCACUACUCUGUGA
Molecule: messenger RNA, 1161 nt
Organism: Pristis pectinata (smalltooth sawfish)
Lineage: Eukaryota; Metazoa; Chordata; Chondrichthyes; Rhinopristiformes; Pristidae
Gene: galr1a
Product: galanin receptor 1a
Exons: 4
Coding region: 133-1161 (342 amino acids)
Biological process (GO): neuropeptide signaling pathway; negative regulation of adenylate cyclase activity; positive regulation of cytosolic calcium ion concentration
Cellular component (GO): membrane
Molecular function (GO): galanin receptor activity
Source: RefSeq, a predicted model, not a curated record